AUGCGACCCACCUGGUGGCCCGGCGAGCAACAUGAAGCUUUUACCGAAUGGGCGUUAUCCCAAGGCAUCAUCAUCAAUGGAGUCAGUCCGGCACGAUUUCCCGGUCGAGGACUAGGAAUGAUCGCCACACGGCGUAUAGAAAAAGACGAAGCCAUCGUGACAGUGCCCCACGAAGCCAUGCUUACCCCCUCACGGAUCCCGACCUCCUUCUCCAGCAGAUUCCCCGACGGAACCCCUACCCACGCUUUAUACGCCGCCUAUCUCACCAACGGCGACCCUGCCGACCUGGAAGCCUACACCCUCUGGCGGCGCACCUGGCCCACCCGCGCCGACUUCGAAGCGAGCAUGCCCAUCCUCUGGCCUGCGUCAUUCCGGCAUCCAACAAAAUCCGAGCAUUCGUCGUCGUCGUCGUCGUCAUCGGCACCCCCCAAAUCCGACGCUCCAGCCCUCCUCCUCCCCCCUUCCAUCUCCAGCCAAUGGACCACGAUCCCGCCGCACCCAUGCGCGCACGACUACGGAACCACCCACCAGAACCUCCUCGCGCAGCAGGAACAACGCCUGCGCAGGGACUGGGACAUGGCGGUUGCCGUGUUCCCCAACACCGACUGGGACCAGUUCUCGUAUCAUUGGCUGAUCGUCAACACGAGGAGCUUUUUUUACUUGAUGCCCGGCCAGGAACCGCCGGAGGACCGCAAUGAUGCCAUGGCCCUGCUACCUUUCGCUGACUAUUUCAAUCACUCGGAUGUAGCGUGCAACGUCAAGUUUGAUGGGCUUCAUUAUGUGUUUCGCGCGGCUAAGGAGUACGAUGAAGGGGAUGAGAUCUAUAUGAGCUAUGGUCCACAUCCGAAUGAUUUUCUAUUCACUGAGUAUGGUUUCUACUUGGAGGAAAACGAAUCUGAGACUCUAUAUCUCGAUGCCAUUAUAUUCAAAGAUCUCGGCCCUAAAUUGCAAGAGGAACUGGAUUUCCAUCAGUACCUGGGGUAUAUCACCGUCGCUAAUCCGGGGCCAAUCAGGAACUACCAACUCACAGCCGGUGGUGUUUGCUACCGGACCGAAAUCGCCGCUGCGAUCACAUAUAUCACGCCCAAGGACUGGCAGGAUCAUGUCCUCGGCUACUCGAGUCAAAGUGUGGAUGAGAGGAGAUCCGCUAAGGUCGUCCGAAACUGGAUUGGCGCAUAUAUCGAAGAGGCAGAUACAGCGAUUCGAUAUCUGGACAGUGUUCUGUCCGGUAAGAGCGACCAAUUCCACUUAGAAAAGGUACAAAUGCUCCUGAACCGGUGGAGACAGAUUAGACGGCUCUGCUUCCAAGCCCUAGAUACGGUUCCCUGCUAG
Aspergillus fijiensis CBS 313.89 is the source of this 1332-nucleotide messenger RNA. RefSeq lists its product as uncharacterized. The transcript has 6 exons. The coding region runs from base 1 to 1332 and encodes 443 amino acids. Lineage: Eukaryota; Fungi; Ascomycota; Eurotiomycetes; Eurotiales; Aspergillaceae. The record is from RefSeq and is a predicted model, not a curated record. Gene Ontology annotation, biological process: peptidyl-lysine monomethylation. Gene Ontology annotation, molecular function: protein binding; protein-lysine N-methyltransferase activity.